AUGGCCUCUCUUGCGCCGGAACUAGAGAAGGCCUCCAUCUCGACCGAAUUGUCUUCCGCAAAUGAUGCUGCUGUGGAGCAGAAAGUGACGCCCUGGGAUGUCGAGGGUGGCUACGUGGAUGGCAAACAGGUAUCAAUUGACUAUGAUAAGCUCAUUAAGGACUUUGGCACAAAACGUAUUGAUGACGCGUUGCUAAAGCGCUUUGAGACUUUAACUGGUCAUCGCCCGCACCCACUACUUCGCCGCGGCAGCUUUUUCAGUCACAGGGAGCUGGAUAUGAUUCUUACCCGUUAUGAGCAACAGAAGCCCUUUUACCUGUAUACGGGACGUGGUCCAAGCUCAGCAUCUAUGCACCUGGGUCAUUUAAUUCCUUUCUUGUUCACCAAGUGGCUCCAAGAUGUCUUUGACGUACCCUUAGUGAUCCAGUUGACUGAUGACGAAAAGUUCCUAUUCAAAUAUGACCUAAAAAUUGAUCAGGUGCAAAAAUUUGCAUUUGAAAACGCUCGCGACAUCAUUGCGUGCGGUUUCAAGCUCGAAAAGACGUUUAUUUUCUCAGAUCUCAACUAUGUGGGCGGACCCUUUUAUCAUAACGUGGUUCGUAUUGCUCGCUACAUCACUGUAAACCAGGCUAAAGGCACGUUUGGUUUCAAUGAUAGUGACAGUGUGGGAAAGAUGCAUUUUGUGUCGAUUCAGGCUGCGCCGUCUUUUAGUAACUCGUUUCCCCAAAUCUUUGGCUCGCGUUCAGAUGUGCCUUGUCUGAUUCCGUGCGCAAUUGAUCAGGACCCCUACUUCCGUCAGACCCGUGAUGUGGCCGUGCGUCUCAAGUAUCCCAAGCCAAGCCUGAUCCACUCCAAAUUUUUCCCGGCUCUCCAAGGCGCUCAGACAAAAAUGAGUGCUUCGAAGGAAACGUCAAGCAUCUUCAUGCACGACACGCCAAACCAGAUCAAGAACAAGAUUAACAAGUAUGCGAUCUCAGGUGGUCAGGAAACGCUGGAAGAGCAGCGCCGUCUGGGCGGUAACCCUGAUGUCGAUGUGAGUUUCCAGUAUCUCACGUUCUUCGUUGAUGAUGAUGAUGAAAUCGAAAAGAUCGCGGUCGACUACCGCGCUGGUCGUUUGUUGACUGGCGAACUCAAAAAGCGCUGCAUCCAAGAAUUGCAACGCGUCGUUGGUGAGUUUCAGGAACGCAAGUCUAAAGUGACGGACGAAAUGAUCCUUCAGUUCAUGGAUGGCACACGAAAGAUUGACUCUACACCACCCGUACCGCACAGCGCAGCUAGCUCGGAACCUGCGCCCGCUGAAUGCACGCCUUCGGCUUCGUAG
Malassezia restricta is the source of this 1320-nucleotide messenger RNA. Its product is annotated as tryptophanyl-tRNA synthetase. The transcript has a single exon. The record is from RefSeq and is a predicted model, not a curated record. NCBI's taxonomy places the organism in Eukaryota, Fungi, Basidiomycota, Malasseziomycetes, Malasseziales, Malasseziaceae. Gene Ontology annotation, biological process: tryptophanyl-tRNA aminoacylation. Bases 1 to 1320 code for a protein of 439 amino acids. Gene Ontology annotation, molecular function: tryptophan-tRNA ligase activity; ATP binding. Gene Ontology annotation, cellular component: cytoplasm.